AUGACCAUCCAACGCAGCAGGGGCCGCCGCCGCGUAUAUCACUCUGGGCUCCCGAAAGGGCACUUCGCGAAAGUACGCGAGGAGUUCGCCCGGGCAGGACCGACAAAGAGGAAGCGAGCGGACAAUUCUAAAAUCGGCAUACGGACGGUGAUGAACAAACUUGAACAGUAUUGCCCCAGUGAACUCAACAAAACACCAAGGGAGUGGAUCGAGACGCUCGAGGCCCCCGAUGCGAAGGCAUUCUUCAGCUGGAUAAGGCAGACCCACGGGACAUCCAUCAAACGAGGCUCUGUCCCCAGUAGCUAUUGGCGCCGUAUUAUAAUGAUCCACCUAGAAGUUACGCAAAGAUCAGUAGACAAUACGAUACAGGCCGACGUUGAUACCUUUCUCGUUGAGCUCGUCGAGGAGCGGGGGCUCCUUCCACCGAAGCAGAAGGAUACUGCGAACAAGAAGGUGGUAUAUAGAGUUCUUGCCGCCAACUGGACCCUAUGCGAGAAAGUCUACGCCGACAAGAGGCAGCGACUGCAGCUAUCGGCGGGAAUCCUACUUGGCUGUAUCACCUCGUUCCGCCUAGUGUCCCUCUUUGACACCCGCAAGGGGGAGUCGACGGGUCCGACGCAAAUAGCGGUCAUUCCCCCCACACCAUCGAGGGUGGCGGGCCAGGAACCCUCAGUCGAGAUGCCACCCACGUCCUCGAGGGAAAGGACAGCCGGCCACCACUCAAGAGUGGAAUCAUGGCUCGACGAAUGUGCACCCCAAGCUAAGCGACGGAAGGCUGUUCCAGGAGCAAGCCGGCCGGAGACAGUCAGGAGGACGCUACCGGCCCGGGCAGCGCGUGGCACAGUGCGUUCCGGCAUCCCCAACUCGGAUAUCGACCUUGGAAUGACGGACUCCACGUCAAUCAGUGGCUCUGGAGACUCCGUCUUCAGUGAUUCCGCCUACAGCGGCUCCAGGAGCGAAGCGUUCAGUCUUACAGCCCCGAUCGACGAAGGGCCCGCGAUUCCCGUGGAAGACGGCUGUGAGCUCAUUAACCCUGCACCGGACAGGUCCAAUGUUGCAGCGGAGGGCUUCGAUGUGACAGACCUUAUUUCCGACGGCAGCGUUACCGAUGACGGCUACAACGCGGGCCCGGAGGAGACGGGGGCCAUCGUGUGGAGACACAUCUCGUUCCACAUCAUCCGUGACCUGCCGACCAAACAUACCGAUUGCGAAGAUAGCUGUACGACUUCUUCCCCAUACCCAAUUUUAUCAUAUACCAUGUCACUGACCAAGGUGGCUAGAAAAAUAUUUACCAUAGUCCAUAACCCCGAGCCUCUCUACAACCUCCUCGGACAGCUCCUCUUGAUGGCUUUCAAAGAUGAAGUCUUUGAAGUAGCAUUUAGGAAGCUGAAAGACAUCUACUGGCACGAGAUCCCUACCCACAAGCCUGGCAUACAGCUAAAAAUAAAGAGGGAGAAACUAAACCUGCCAACAUUCCGUAACCCCGAACGGACAGAAAACGGAUACUCAGGAUUGAGCCGCUGCGUGACCGCUACUAACCCGUCUCUAAUAACCAGGAAAGGUGCUCCAACGUGUGUGCCUUCCACAGUAGGUUCACCGGCGGUUGGAGAACGCGAUGCCGCUGGCGGAUCCAUGAACCGAGAAAAUCAUAUACCAGCUCUCAAGGAAACACUACAGAACGUAGCGAAGUUUGCAGCGUACCUUCAGCCAGGGGGAAUGUCAAUCUGA
Molecule: messenger RNA, 1728 nt
Organism: Nannizzia gypsea CBS 118893
Lineage: Eukaryota; Fungi; Ascomycota; Eurotiomycetes; Onygenales; Arthrodermataceae
Exons: 5
Coding region: 1-1728 (575 amino acids)
Source: RefSeq, a predicted model, not a curated record